Molecule: messenger RNA, 1507 nt
Organism: Acanthoscelides obtectus
Lineage: Eukaryota; Metazoa; Arthropoda; Insecta; Coleoptera; Chrysomelidae
Source: the annotation of a GenBank genome assembly
GGUUUGCCUAACUGCGGAGGCUCGUCUCAGUGACGCAAACCGCGACUAAAUUUACAACGGGCAAACAAAAAAUGAGAGUGACGGCCGACGCGUCGACUCGACAAAGUCACAAGAUUGCGCCAACUUUAACCUUCCUCCUCUUUUCCAAAUUAACUCUGGAAGCCGUACAGUGACAUCCCGUUGCCCCGCGGAAAUGUUAGAUACACUUCACGUCCUAGUGGCUGCAGCCUUUCUGUCUCUAUUACAUAACGCAAAGUGUAUUCCGACUCAGAUUUAUUCAAAGGACGGAGUUUACUAUGCAGAAGAAGUGCAGUUCGGUGACACGGCAGUGCUCAGGUGUAGGAGCAAUGUCAAGCAUUAUUUCCUCGAUUAUUGGUUUAUCAAUAGGAAGAAUCUGGUGAUCGGCCCUGCUAAUGACGAUUACGACAAGGGGAAAUACAAGUAUGAGAUUCUAUCGGGAAAUCUUACUAUCAAGGCUGUGAAUACAGAAGAUGCAGGAGACUACUAUUGCGUGUCCAGGCAAGUUGAAGGCAAUAAAAUAUAUACUCAAAGAACGAAACUUAUAGUAAACUAUGAUUGGAAGCACAUAGAGGAACACAGUUCAGGUAUUAACACUAUUAGGAUAAUAAUAUCCCUAAUAGGAAUUGUGCUUUUAGGGAUCGCAGGAUAUGUGGUAUACACAAUAUGGAGAGACCGAUAUAGACAUCCGCGUUAUUUAGAGCAAGACGAUGAAGAUGACGAUAGUGCAGAAGAGAUUUUCCGAGCCCCCGUAGCAAGUACCUCUGGAACAUCGAGACCGAAAAGUCCCAUUGUGAAAGCUAGCAAAUCCGACAAUUUCGAGAGCAUCAGUACUGAUUUCACCAGUAUAUUAGAUACGACUAAUACCGACUGAUAUAACAGAGGAUGAUUUUAUCACCCCAUUGAUCGGUUAGAAUAAUUUGCUGUGGAGAAACAGGGUUUUACAAGACAGAGUUUUCAGUGGUAUCAGAAUUUUUGUGCUGUUACUUCAGCCACAAAUAAAUAGGAACUUAUAUUGAAUGUAUCGAAUGUUAGGUGCGCAACAGACCUGUAUAAUUUUAUAUGAACCAAGCGUAUUUGUACAUAGAUGUUUGAGAUUUAUAUUUACGUAAUAUAUGUAUGUUUGUCAGUAUCACAGAUCAUUUUACUUCCUACGCCACUGUCGAGGAAGUAUUGUAAUUGUGGAAAAUUUCGAAUUUGAGAUGUUUUUUUGGAUGCUAUAUGACGUGAACCAUUUCACUCGUUUUCAUCUGUCUAUCUGUCCGUCUGUCCGCUAAUCCUUGGAUUGUUUCUAUCUUGGAAAGAACUGCUCGGAUUUUGCUAAAAUUCUUAAACAAAGUCACUACUAUGCCAAGAACGAAAAAGCUCUGUAGUUUUUGUGAAGUGACCCAGUGGCAUUGAAGCUAUGGAUAAAAAAACGAAAAAACUUGCUCAAUCUAUGCUUAAAGACGUUUCAGAGGCACCUGAACACUUCAAAAAAUUUAAAAAU